UCCCCCAAGAGGUAAGUUAACAGUUUGUUCUCUGAUGGUUCCUCCUUCUUCCUGUGAUGUUUUGAGAAGCUGCUUUUGAAACACCAAACUUUGGGUUGUAGGGGGUCUGAAACUGUUUCUCUUUCUUGUGAGAAUGUCUCCUGGCACAUUAUUCUGUCUUCUUCUUCUCUUUCCUUUAAGGGUGUGGGAUUGGGAGUCAGAAGUCUAGACCCAGCUCCUCCACUUGAGUACUGGCUCUGAGAUCUUGGGGGUGAAUCGAUCUCCUCAAUGGUUCUCUACUAUUACACAAUGUCCCUGCUUUUUUUCUUGACAGGAGCCAUGGCAGAAGACAAUGUUGUUUGGGGUGUACUGACUCAGUCCAUCUCUUUGGACAUCCCUAAUUUCCAGCAGGAUGAAGGAGCAGAUGAUAUACGGUGGUUCAAAGAACUGACUCUGAUUGCAAAAAUAAAACAGAAUGAACAUAUUUUCCUGAGAAAUAAUACAACCUAUGAGAUAUCUGCCAAUGGAACUCUGAAAAUCAAAGAGCUGACGAGUUUAUCUGGGGGCAGCUACAAGGUGUCAGUGUAUCAUAAAAAUGGAACAAACCUGUUGGAGAAAAUAUUGAUUUUGCAUGUGAUGAAGGCUGUUUCACAGCCAAUAAUGACAUUGGACUGCACCAAAAGGAGUGUGAUUUGUGAGGUUCAGAAUGAGACUAAUGCUGAGCUGACUUUGUAUGACAAUGGGACACAGCCUCUGAAGAAGGGGACCGUGAAAAGUGAGGAAAUGAGGCUCAAGUACACCUGGCCAGAUCUUCCCCCAAGGCAGUUCAGAUGUGUGGUGAAAAACAAAGCCAGUGAAAAGGAGGUGGUGGAGCAAAACCCUUGUACAGAGAAAGUACUGGACAUUUAUCACAUCCUGAGUAUUUGUGCAGCUGGGAUGAUUCUGUUAAUUUUCUUGCUUCUGCUCAUUUUCUGUUUCCAGAGAAGGAAAAAACAGAAGGCCGAUGAUCAGAAUGUGGAGAUUAAUAUCUCCAGAGUAAAUAAAGAAGAGAAAGGUCGAAAGCUUCAUCAGAAUCCAGGUCAACAUCCACAACUAUCUGGUGGUCGCCAUCCUCAGCAACCAAGUCGUCCCCGUCCCCAGGCAACUGGUCAUCGUCUCCAGGUACCUGGUCACCGUCCCCCUGUUCCUUGUCAUCAUCCGCAACAGCAACAUCAGCAGCUAAGAAGGCCUUCUCCGAAAGUCCAGCACCAAACUGGCCCUCCUUUGCCUAGACCUAGAAAUCAGCCAAAGCCUCCUCAUUAAGAAAAGGGGAAAUGACUAUUUCUCCUGGGGAAGUUUCCUCUUUGGCCCAUCUGUGAAUAUAUGUAAAAAGAUCAUUCCAAAUAAACUAUACUGCAGAG
This is a messenger RNA of Gracilinanus agilis (Agile Gracile Mouse Opossum), 1379 nucleotides long. It is a transcript of the gene CD2, whose product is annotated as CD2 molecule. Gene Ontology annotation, biological process: cell-cell adhesion; positive regulation of type II interferon production. Gene Ontology annotation, molecular function: signaling receptor binding. The record is from RefSeq and is a predicted model, not a curated record. The coding region runs from base 268 to 1281 and encodes 337 amino acids. Lineage: Eukaryota; Metazoa; Chordata; Mammalia; Didelphimorphia; Didelphidae. The transcript is spliced from 4 exons.